AUGGCUCAAACUGGUGUCCCUAGAAGCACGCUUCGAGCCCUCUUUGCAGAAUACAAGAAGAAUGGGCAUAUUUUGCGCACCAAGGAGUCUGCAUAUGAGAUACGAGGACAAAAGAGAAAGCUCACUACAGCCAAUGUUGGGUUCCUUACAGGAAACAUCCAGCAGAGAAAUGAUCUCUAUCUUGAUGAACUUCAAGACCUUGUUUCUAGCCGUCUUGGAAUAAGUGUUGAUGAUUCGACUAUUUGGAGAACACUUCAUAGACAAGGCUUUACUAUGAAGAAGUUGAGUAGGGCUGCAAUUGAGCGCAAUGAAGACCGGCGAGCACAGUUCCGCCUUGAAUUUGGGUGA
Molecule: messenger RNA, 348 nt
Organism: Lentinula edodes (shiitake mushroom)
Lineage: Eukaryota; Fungi; Basidiomycota; Agaricomycetes; Agaricales; Omphalotaceae
Exons: 3
Coding region: 1-348 (115 amino acids)
Source: RefSeq, a predicted model, not a curated record